CCUUUGCGAUGCCGUAGCCAGUGUUAAUGGCACGAUGGUAGAAAAGGAGAGCUUGGAAUAUAGUACUUUGUCAGAAACCAGCUUUAAACAGCAUCAGUGCCUCGCUUUGCACUGGAGAGGGCUUGCAGUAGCUCGCGCUGAUGGUCCUAGCCGUGGGAGGUACAUGGAUGGGAUGAUCCACAUGUUGACAAAUGGCUGUUCUGAAAAACAAAAUGAAUUCAGCUAAAGAGAUUUAAAUCAAAUGAUACAUCCCAGAAGAUCAUCACAGCGCGGUGACUAGCGCACUCUCCAUUGUGUGCAGCAGAAUGUCUCCACGGGUGGCGACUCUGCUGUCCGGACUGUGGCUGUUCUUGGUUCUGUCUUGUGCUGCUAGGUCGAUGUGGCAAGCCUGUGACAAUGGGAAGCUCUUGCUGGGGAGAGACCUGCCCCUGUCAGUUGUAUGGAGCUGUCCUGUGAUUUCCUGGCCAGAGUCCACUACCCAGAAGAUUCCUAGCAUUGAGACAGAGUAUCCCCCACAGCCGAUUGAGCAUGUCUGCAUGGACACACCCAUCACCUACAAUCACACUAUCCCCAACAGUGGUGCUCACCGGACUGUAGGGGCAGAGAGUGGAGAGUACCUGUACUGCCCCCCUCAACGCUGGCUAAACAACCUGCAGCAUGGAGCAACAGUGUUGCUGUACCAUCCGUGUGCUCCUGUUCGUCAGCGUGAUCUGCUGUCUGUCCUGGGCCACUGCUGUCUGUCUGACUACAUCAUAACGCCACACCCUGACCUCAGCAAACACAGACCGUUAGCGCUGGUGUCCUGGGGUCGCACUCUGGAGCUGUCCCAGGUGACCACUCUGGAGGUCUGUGAUUGGCUGCAGUUGACAGCGGCACACGGUAACAGUGGCGACGUGGGUCCAAACAGGAAGUAUAACUUGCUGUUGACCCAUCCUGCGGAUCACAAACACGCAUACCCAAAGAAGUCUCGGAAGCAGUGCUGUGAGGAGACCCUCGCUCUGCUACUGGAUGGACGGUUGGAGGUGACAGACUGGAGGAGAGGGAGGGUCCGCAAGAGCCGAGCUGCACUCGGGAACGAGGGGAGGGAGAAAGAGAGCCGGACCACCGUGUUGCUGCCUCUAGCAGUCACCAAGACCAACAGGACUACCUUGGACAGACCUGAAGCACAGGGCCCAGCCAUAGUGAGGGCUACACAGAGAGAUACGGACCCUCUAGCAGUCACCAAGACCAACAGGACUACCCUGAACAGACCUGAAGCACAGGGCCCAGCCAUAGUGAGGGCUACACAGAGAGAUACGGACCCUCUAGCAGUCACCAAGACCAACAGGACUACCCUGAACAGGCCUGAAGCACAGGGCCCAGCCAGAGUGAGGGCUACACAGAGAGAUACGGACCAAGGACUCAAAGUGACCCAACCUCGCCGCAGAGAAAAUAACACGGAUGACAAAGAGCCCCGAGGGAAAGUGAGAGAAACAGACUGGCUGAACCAGAACGAAGCAGAGGACAAGGGGCAGAGCGGGAAACCGCGAGACAUCCAGGGGAGAGGGGUGAAGAGCAGCAGACGCGAGGGAGAGAGACGGCCCCGUAACUCUCCAACCGAGAGGGAAAAGGCUCUGUCUCAGAGUCGGCGUAAGCAGUUGGCUGUCACACAGGCGAACAGCCAGGACAGGAGAGCAGACUGUGAUGGUAGGGUGGGCCACAGCGAGUGCACUGAGACCGUAGCUCCGCUAGGGAGCGCCGCGGCUGGGCCCGGUGACAGGAUGCUGCCCACUCCGCGGACAGACGAGGCGGUGUGGGCGGCGGCGGCGUUGGGUUUCCUCCUGGUGCUGCUGGCACUCUCCAUGCUGCACACCCGCCUUUACCGCCAGUGGCGCACAACGCCCAGCAUGUACUGGCAUGACCCCAAGCAGGACUACGACAGCGUGGCAGAUGUGAUCCACAGGAGGCUGAAGAUGCCAGGGAGGAGGAAGAGGAGGGUGUCCAAGAGCCGAAGACAGGAAUGUGUCCUCCUACCACCCAGCUCCAGCACAGAGGAGGACGAGUAGAAACAGACAUCUGUUUAUUACACCCAUCUUGUCUUUAGCCCUGGGAGAAGGAAGGACACUGGGACCUAAAAGCAGGGUACUCCCAUUUGCCUAAUAACACUGCUCUGUUGAAGAAACUGAGCAUUUUAUGGAUUCUUUUAGUAAGGAGACCUCCGAUUCAUCUUCUAUCGUUAAGGAAUAUUUUACUAUUUUAACUGUCAUACAACACUACAUAGUAUAAAACCCCAUUCAAUCAGAUCUCAUUCACAAUCACCACCAAUGAUACCAUUUUACUACGCAUUCAAAUGUUCUCGUAGGGGCCGAUUCAGACUUAGGAAAUGUACGCCUUUCCCUACGCACUUCUAAGUAGUUGGUAUUCAGGCUUAGGAAACCUACGCCUUUCCUAAGCAUUUCUAAGUAGUUGGUAUUCAGGCUUAGGAAACCUACGCCUUUCCUAAGCACUUCUAAGUAGUUGGUAUUCAGGCUUAGGAAACCUACGCCUUUCCCUACGCACUUCUAAGUAGUUGGUAUUCAGGCUUAGGAAACCUACGCCUUUCCUAAGCACUUCUAAGUAGUUGGUAUUCAGGCUUGCCAUAUGAAGGUUUGCAGCAAGAUUUGCGGGUGUGGCGCCAACAAUAAAUGUAAUUCAACCCCAGAAAACACCCACCGGUUGGCCGACAGAAUUGACAAGGGAGUUUUUGUUCAAUACAUUUUCUGUUCAUUUAUCUAAAGUAAUCCCUUUUAAAUAUGUAUUUGGACAGUGAAGCUAACAAUUUUUAUUUUAGGUCAAAUGUUUCAUGAGGCAACCUUUUAAUUUGAGGGUAUUUUCAGAUCUGUUUUACCUUUUAGAAAUGACUUCUCCAUUUGGACAAAUUCACUUAGUGUAUUAAAGUAGUCAAAAGUUUUGUAUUUGAUCCCAUAAUCCUUUGCACUCAAUGACCACAUCAAGCUUGUGACCCCUACAAGCUCUUAUUGUAGAAAGAGCAUAUGUUUCUGAACACUUCUACAUUAAUGUGGCAGAUUAACAGAUAUGAAAAUACCCUCGAUCUGACAUUCUGUACUGUCACCUCAUGAAUCAUGUGAUCUAAAAUCCUAAAUGCUGGAGCCCAAUGACAACGUUUAGCUUCACUGUCCAAAUAAAUCUGGAGGGGAGCGUAGUUGCUGUUGUAAGCAACGGGCUGUCAGUUGCAGUAGUGGGUACGAGUCCAUCAAAUGCUGUUGUGUGAUAGGGGGGGGGGGGGGGGGGUUAAAUCAUGUUUUGUGAGUUAUUUAAUAUAUGAUGGCUGCAGUGAAUCAAGACAUGGACAGAGAGGAUUUGUAUGUGGAUUAUUGCUCGUCUCCUACUACACAGCCAGUGUACUCCUAUGAAACUAUUGGUUGGAAGCUAACCGUUUCAACCACAGAAUUAGAGAGAUUCUGUUUCUAUGCUUUGAACAACCACAGGAUAUGAAAACGAUUGAACAUGAUGUUGCUAUGCAUGGUAAUGAAAACACUUGGGAGCAGCAAUACCCUGUGAGGGCUUUUUAUGUGUUUUUAACUACUGUGUGAUGUUUACUAGUAACCCUGUACCAGAUGUGGAUACUCUUAUUUACAAUACUAAAGUAUACAUAGAAUAAUGAUCUUCAGUCAUAUCCUACUAAGUAAUGAAAUUACAACCGUGAAAACAAAAAUCACCAUAGAUGUGGUUACCAAAAUGGAGCAGCUGUAGCCAUAUACAGUGUAUAAAACCUUUUUGCUCUCAGAACUGCCUCAAUGCUUCAGGGCAUGGACUCUACAAAGGUGUCGAAAGCGUUCCCACUGGGAUGCUGGCCCAAUGCUUCCCACUGGGAUGCUGGCCCAAUGCUUCCCACUGGGAUGCUGGCCCAAUGCUUCCCACCGGGAUGCUGGCCCAAUGCUUCCCACUGGGAUGCUGGCCCAAUGCUUCCCACUGGGAUGCUGGCCCAAUGCUUCCCACUGGGAUGCUGGCCCAAUGCUUCCCACCGGGAUGCUGGCCCAAUGCUUCCCACCGGGAUGCUGGCCCAAUGCUUCCCACAGUUGCCAAGUUGUCCUUUGGGUGGUGAACCAUUCUUAAUACACACGAGAAACUGUUGAGCGUGAAAAACCCAGCAGCGUUGCAGUUCUUGACACAAACCGCUGCAACUUGCACCUACGACCAUACCCCGUUCAAAUGCACACACACACACAAUCCACGUCUCAAUUGUCUCUAGGCUUAAAAAUCCUUCUUUAACCUUCCUCUUCAUCUACACUGAUUGAAGUGGAUUUAACAAGUGACAUCAAUUAGGGCUCAUGGUCUUCACCUGGGCAGUCUGUCAUGGAAAGAGGUGUUUCUUAAUGUUUUGUAGACUGUCAAUAGAAACUUUAGGGCUCCCUUAUGCCCUGGUCAAAAAUAGUGCACUGGCCUCCUGCGUGGUGCAGCGGUCUAAGGCACUUCGAACGGUGUUUCCUCCGACACAUUGCUGCAGCUGGCUUCCGGGUUAAGCGAGGCCGGGUGUUAAGAAGCAGGGCUUGACGGGUCGCAUGAAAUUGACCUUUGCCUCUCCCGAACCUGUUAGGGAGUUGCAAAUAAAAAAGGUGCACCACAUAGGGAAUAGUGUGUCAUUGUGGACGUAACCAUUGAAAAUGGUAAAUGUCUGUCCCUAAUAGGCUUCAGCAUGUCCAACAUCACGUCCUUGAGACUGUUAGUGUGUACACGUACCAAGUAGUGCACUACUUUUUAGUGUGGCCCAUAACCUCUGCUGGAAAGAUUCUUCAUGUAAACCGAGAGAAUCUGUCGGGACUGAAUGUGGAGGAUAAUGAGCAGCAGUAGUUCUGGCGCUGGUCUUUUGUACAAAUCCUGAUUUCUCAGGUGUUCGCAUCUUUCAUAUUUUGGUAUGAGAGGGGGGGGGGGAGGGGGGACAUUUGGCCUGUAACAUGCGAAGAGAGAGGGUUCUGCUCCCCUCUCUAGCAUCUCUUCUUAACACGUAUGGGCCCAGAAUUUAAUCGAGCAGCUGACAAAUGUGACACUUUAGUUCUGGGUUAACUUGAGAUUAUGGCCCAUAGGGUUCUGGUCAAAAGUAUUGCAUUGGAAAGGGAAUAGGGUGCCAUUUGGGACACAUAUGCCACUACUAUGUAAUGAGCUGUGAUUAAAUGUUAGACUUCAGACAUAAAAGCUAACAACCUGUGAAAUCAUUCACACCAAGAGGACAGUUAAAGUGUGACUACAUGAACCAGAGAGAGAAAGUGAGAGAGAUUGUAGUUUGUACAGCUUACCCAGAGACGCUCCUUUGAUACAGCCUUUGGCUUUGAAUGUUUCAAGCAUCUCAAGCUAAACAAAAAAUACAUUUAAGACAAUUUGUUUUAGUUUUUUUAUUUUAUUAGAAAUGUACAGCUUAUGAGUUUCCAUUACAAUUGACCUUUUUUCAAUGUUCUACUUUUUACAGUUUUUACUUCUGUUAAAAUAUAUUCUCCCAUCA
Oncorhynchus kisutch (coho salmon) is the source of this 5476-nucleotide messenger RNA. RefSeq lists its product as uncharacterized. The record is from RefSeq and is a predicted model, not a curated record. The transcript is spliced from 9 exons. NCBI's taxonomy places the organism in Eukaryota, Metazoa, Chordata, Actinopteri, Salmoniformes, Salmonidae. Gene Ontology annotation, cellular component: cytoplasm. The coding region runs from base 306 to 2045 and encodes 579 amino acids.